AUGAUUUUUGACAACAACACUGUUGUGAGUCACUUCAUAUUAUUGGGUUUUUCUGAAGUUUCAGGAGUGCAGCCAUUGCUAUUUGCACUACUUUUGGCUAUCUACGUCAUCACUCUUUUCUCCAAUGGUCUUAUCAUUGCAAUAAUAAAUGCUGAUCACACUCUUCACAUGCCUAUGUAUUUCUUCCUUACACAGUUGUCCUUCUUGGAACUUUGCUAUACUUCUGUUACUAUCCCAAAGAUGUUAGAAAAUCUGAUGGUGGCACAGGCAACCAUUUCGCAAAUUGGAUGUGCUUUACAGAUGUUGUUCUUCCUCCUCUUUGGAGUAGCCGAGUGCUUCCUCUUGGCUGCGAUGUCCAUUGACCGCUAUGUGGCCAUAUGUAGACCUCUGACCUACCAAACUGUCAUGAAUAAGAAAGUGUGUAUGCAGAUGGUGGUUGGGUCCUGGGUCUGUGGGAGUGCUGUGGCAAUAGGACACACCUCCUUUAUGUUCAGCUUGCCAUUCUGCCAAAUUGCUAUCAGUCACUUCUUCUGUGAGAUUCAGCCACUAUUGGAACUUCUCAAUGAGGUUCAAGUUAUUGCAGUGGCUGUACUGGCAAUCAUGGUGCCCUUCUGGAUAAUCAUCUUCUCAUACAGCUGCAUCCUUCACACCAUUUCCAAGAUGUCUUCAUCACAGAACAAAUACAAAGCUUUCUCUACUUGUUCUUCACACCUCCUGAUAGUCAGCCUCUUCUUUGGUACAGCUGGUUUCAUGUAUUUAAGGCCAAAAUCCAGUUAUAGACCAACAACUGACAAACUCUUGUCUCUGUUCUACGCAGUUGUGACUCCACUGUUGAACCCUAUUAUCUACAGCCUAAGGAAUAAGGAAUUCAAAAGAGCUCUGUGGAAACUAUUUAAAAAGGAUUUCUCUCACUGA
Messenger RNA from Python bivittatus (Burmese python), 915 nucleotides. Lineage: Eukaryota; Metazoa; Chordata; Lepidosauria; Squamata; Pythonidae. The record is from RefSeq and is a predicted model, not a curated record.